Messenger RNA from Exophiala xenobiotica, 1650 nucleotides. RefSeq lists its product as uncharacterized. Gene Ontology annotation, molecular function: carbohydrate:proton symporter activity. Gene Ontology annotation, biological process: carbohydrate transport; transmembrane transport. The coding region runs from base 1 to 1650 and encodes 549 amino acids. The record is from RefSeq and is a predicted model, not a curated record. Gene Ontology annotation, cellular component: membrane. The transcript has 3 exons. NCBI's taxonomy places the organism in Eukaryota, Fungi, Ascomycota, Eurotiomycetes, Chaetothyriales, Herpotrichiellaceae.
AUGGGGUUCGAGCCAUGGCGCCUUCUCCCCGGCAAGGGGCUGAUGAUUGUGCUGAACAUCUUCACUGCCAUUGCGCUCAUCUUCGAGGGGUACAACCAGGGCGUCCUCGGCACUGUCAGCAAUACCCCUGCUUUCAUUGACAUGUCCAAGAUUGGAGCCGAUGGAGUGGUCACCGACACCACCAAGCAAGGCGGGCUCGUGGCAGCCUACUAUUUCGGAGCUCUUUUCGGUGCUUUCUUCGGAGGUUGGGCAGGCGAUAAGACCGGCCGAAAGUUGGGCACGCUGAUCGGUGCCCUGUUUUGCGUGGCUGGAAGCGCACUCCAAGCCGGCAGCGUCAAUGCCAACAUGUUCAUUUGUGCCCGAGUGAUCUCUGGGAUCGGCAUUGGAUUCACCAGUACUAUUAUACCACCCUGGAUUGCCGAGUUGUCGCAAGCGCACGCCCGAGGCGCGACAUUUUCAUAUGUCUUCAUUGCGAACUUCGUCGGAAUCACGAUUGCAGUGUGGUUGAAUUUCGGGAUCAGGAACACCGAGCUACAAUUCCGGUGGAGGUUCCCAUUGGGUAUUAUGGUCCUUCCCAUGCUGAUUGUCGCUGCUGUGGUCCUGUUGCUCCCAGAAUCACCACGCUGGCUGAUGAGCCAGGGACGAAAAGAAGAAUCGGUCGAAAUUCUCCGGAGAAUAAGAGGAGACGUGAGUGAGGACGACCCCAAACUCCUCGAAGAAGUUGAACAACUACAAGCCGUGGUCGAAGCUUCACACCACAAGCGAAACGAUUUCAUCAACCUGGUACGCGGCCGAUACUCUGGCAAGCUCCAUCUUGGCCGUCGAGUCGUCCUUAGUCUUGCAUUGCAACAGAUCUCUAGCUGGACGGGUAUUAUCGCUAUCGUCACCUGGUCGGGCGAACUGUUCCGGCUCUCGGGCUUCAGCGCGUACAAGUCCUCCUGGCUUGGAGGUUUGGUCAAUACCACCGGUAUCUUUGGUACCGCAGCAGCGGCCCUAGUCAUCGACCGCCUUGGUCGUAAAAUGUCCUGGUUGAUCUCGCUGAUCAUUCAGGCUAUUUCCCUCUUCCUGGUUGCUGGUCUCCUCAAAGCUUCACAAGACCGCGCCUUGACGGAUCCUGAAACAUCCCGACAGUUGGGGACGGCGGGAGCCUGUUUCGUUUUCAUAUUUCUGUGGUUCUUCACCAUGUUUGGCAUUAUCCCAGUAUGGGUAUACGGAACCGAAAUCUGGCCUCUGGAGGUCAGGGCAAAGGGCUACGCUUUCACCACUCUUGGCUGGGCAAUUGGAUGCGGUAUGACGACGCUGACGAUCCCGAUCAUGCUGUCGAAACUUGGAUGGUAUACUUUCAUCUUCUUCGGCGUCAUGAACCUGGUGUGUAUGCCGCUUGUGUGGUUCUUCUAUGUGGAGACUGCUGGUUGCUCCCUCGAGGAGAUCAAUCUACUCUUUGCAAGCGACAGCAUCUUGGCGAGCAAGAACAUGGCAGAGUAUGAGCGUCGAGUCGCAGAAGCCGGCGGCAACAAAGCUGUUGCGGCACGAAGGCUUCUCGAUGAGGUCGACGGCUUGACUGAAUUGGACCCUGCAAGAGUCAUUCCAACCGAAGUGGCGAUCGACACCAAGACAGAGAAAAGAGAAGUCGAUGUGGUGGAGUACUGA